This is a messenger RNA of Rhineura floridana, 1098 nucleotides long. Its product is annotated as retinoic acid-induced protein 3-like. The record is from RefSeq and is a predicted model, not a curated record. NCBI's taxonomy places the organism in Eukaryota, Metazoa, Chordata, Lepidosauria, Squamata, Rhineuridae. Gene Ontology annotation, cellular component: plasma membrane; intracellular membrane-bounded organelle; signaling receptor complex. The transcript is spliced from 3 exons. Bases 1 to 1098 code for a protein of 365 amino acids. Gene Ontology annotation, biological process: G protein-coupled receptor signaling pathway. Gene Ontology annotation, molecular function: protein kinase activator activity; G protein-coupled receptor activity.
AUGGCUGCUACCCCCAUGGCACCUCCCCCAGGCUGUGGCAACAUUGACCCUGCUUAUUAUUUCCUCUGUGACUUCUGCGAAGCCUGGGGCAUUGGUCUGGAGACUGUGGCUGCUGCAGGCAUUCUGGCCUCUCUGGCGCUUCUGCUGGCGUUCUCCAUUCUUAGCUGUAUGGUCAAAGACAAAACGAAGAAAACAAUGCUUCCCACUCAGUUCUUCUUCCUUCUGGGCACCCUGGGGAUCUUCAGCCUCACGUUUGUGUUCAUCAUCCGGCUCAAUAAGAAGACUGGCCCCACUCGCUUCAUCUUACACGGGGUCCUUUUUGCUCUCUGCUUCUCCUGCCUUCUGACCCAUGCUUUCAACCUCGUCAGGCUGGUGAGAGGAAAAGUUCCCUACUCGCAACUAUCCAUGCUGGUGCAUGCUCUGGGCCUCACUCUCAUUCAGAUGAUCAUCGCUGUCAAAUACAUCAUCAUCACAGUAGAAAGAGAUGGCAUUGAUGUGGAUAGAAUGGGGAGAGAACAACGCAACAAGGACUUUGUCAUGGUCCUGACCUAUGUGCUUGUCCUAAUGGUCCUCACCUUCAUGAUCUCUAUGUUCACCUUCUGUGGACCAUACAAAAGCUGGAAGAGGCAUGGGAUGCACAUCUUUGUCACUCUUCUCUUUUCCAAAGCCAUCUGGGCUGCAUGGAUCACCAUGCUGCUCAUGAGUAGCUUCCCUGGCAAUGGUGCUCAAAGCAAGUGGGAUGACCCGCUCAUUAGUCUUGCUUUGGUGGUGAACGGAUGGGUUUUCUUGACUAUGUACACAGUUCCUGAGAUCUGCUUUCUCGCUACCCCAUUUCAGCCUGGGGACUACCCUCCAGAAAAAACUCUUCAGAAGUCCACAGCCACACAACAGAGCAUUGAAGCAGGAAGUACCCAAGCCCCAGAUAAAGAAGGAGCUGAGGAGGAUGUUUUGCUGGCCCUCAAUGGGAACUGCUUUCACUCAAAGACCUUUGGAACCAGACUAUGUUUCUCGAUCCCCUGGUCAACCCUACAUCCAGCACACUGGCAGGAUGUGAUGGUGCACACUGAAGCCAAGGAGCCAAGCCCAGACAUACAUUGA